Molecule: messenger RNA, 615 nt
Organism: Dothidotthia symphoricarpi CBS 119687
Lineage: Eukaryota; Fungi; Ascomycota; Dothideomycetes; Pleosporales; Dothidotthiaceae
Exons: 1
Source: RefSeq, a predicted model, not a curated record
AUGCCGGGCUUCCUUUCACUCCCCCGCGAGCUACGGGAUAUGGUAUACACCGCGCUCCUCACCAACACGCGGCCCAAGCCCACACUCCACGACACGCAAUCCAUAUCCAACUGGACGCGUGUCUGGGAGCCGAGCAGCAUCCACCGCGGCGAAUGGGGCUGUACCUUCUCCCUCAGUGCCGCCCCAAACACAUGCGCAAGCUUCCUAGUAAGCAGCCGACAAGUCCACGACGAAAUGACCCAAGCCAUCGAGCGCGCACGGAGAAAAAGCCUCCUAGCCGCUACCCUAGACUGCCUCGCCCACGACGAGAGCUUCCACUAUUUCACGUGGCUUUCCAUCCCGCUGGUCAAAACAGCGCGAUGUUUGGCUGUGGAGGGCAAGACGCCAACGUGGACGGAUAGGAUGAUGGGCGGGUACAGGUAUCUCACCGCCCCGCAUAGAGUGCUGGGUAAGACGAAUCCGAGUUCUGCUACUACAACGACUAUCCAGCUCCUAUGCAUCGACAUCCGCCUCUCUGGUGACCGCAGCGCGAAGUGGCUCGGCAAUCACGCCGGGCCUGAGCGCACGUCGUGGGCGGUUUGCGCCGCGCUGAAACGCCUCUUCGACCGCGAUCGC